Molecule: messenger RNA, 5069 nt
Organism: Procambarus clarkii (red swamp crayfish)
Lineage: Eukaryota; Metazoa; Arthropoda; Malacostraca; Decapoda; Cambaridae
Cellular component (GO): membrane
Molecular function (GO): G protein-coupled receptor activity
Source: RefSeq, a predicted model, not a curated record
CGGCCAGUGUGCGGGCAGGGUGACUGCGUUUCUUAUCCAAUCAGUUUGUUAUUGAGUCAGAGUACUAGUCAAGCGCAUGAUAUUCACCUACACUUUAGAAUAUAUUUAUAUUAGGAAAAAAAGUGUGUCAGUGGUGGUACCUAAUGAAGAGAAGGUGUACGUAACAGUAGAGCCGUAAGGCAGUAUACCCAUGGCGGGGUUCGACUCGUGGCAGUACCUGGUGUGGAAACUGUGGUCGCUGGUACUGACAGUCGCCACCAUUAUAAACGCCAGGUGUACAGACAAGCACAGGUGCGAAGUGGAUAUAACAUCCCAGAACGCCAAAAUUGGCUUCUUAACCCCGAGGCUCUGCUGUGAGGACAUUGAAUUACCAUUCACUCUUUUGGCCAAUUUCUUCGAACUAGAGUUCGGUAGCGUGUCGUUCCACCUCCACGAGUAUUACCUCUUGGAUGUCAGGGUGCGGGUGUGUGAGGAGGAUUUCAUAGAUCACCACGACAGCCGCAUCCUCAGUACGAACACCAUCAACAACUACUGUAUGGACUACCUGCCUGAUGACUGUCACGGCUACUUCGGCCCGGGCUACGAGACCUACAGCCACGUCACCAAUCACGACCCCUCGAGCGACGCCGACGUACCCGUAUCUCUCAGACACAUGAGGGAUUUUGAUUUCACCUUUCCCGUCUAUAUCAACAUCACCAUCCCGUCCAGUUACGAGUUACUGCGGCUCCCGCACGACCCAUACUCCAGUAGGGAUAUGUUCAACAUUACCUACGAGGUUUUGGCCGAGAACGCGACGGCGCGGGUGCCGGAGAUGUCUAGCUAUGCCUACCUCCAACACUGCAAGUACAAUGGCUUUCCAGAGCUCCAGCAAACAGAAAACGGAAUGUAUCGGUUCAAGUGCGUGUGUAUGGCCAAUACUUCAGGAGAGACAUGCGAGUGGGGCGGCGCCUGCCCCGACGCUUCGCACACUGAUGUCUGCAGUCAUCAUGGACUGUGCCAGUACCAAAGGGGGGAGAAUGUGUGUGUGUGUGAUGAAGACUACUUUGGCAGGCACUGUGAGCACCACGAGUCCACCGCCCCGGAAUAUAAUGGAAGUUGCAGAGGAGUUUUAGAGUGCCAGCACACGUGUCACAUCGCUGGGAAUAUCUUCAAGUGCCAGUGUCGUGCAGGCUACAAGUUGAUAAAUAAAACACACUGCCAAGAAAUGGAUGACUUGUGGGACGUGACGGUGAAGGUUCACGACUACCACCAGAACAUAUCCCUCAAAGAAAAGACUUACAGAUUACUUCAGAAAGCUGGGCUCGAAGACCUGGACAUCAGCGUUCCACCCAACAGUUCAAAUGAGAUGAAGGUCCACUUUGCUGUGAAGAAUCUAAGCCUUGUUCCCGCCAAGAGUGUUUGGGAAGACGCUCUAAUGUCCUCAGUCAGCCUCACUUACCAGGAUGUUUUGUGGAUUGGUCCUGUGAGGAAAGAGGUCAGGCAGUCUAGCCUCGUGUUGAUGUGCAACAUAUAUGGCAAUCUACCUCUUAUGAUAGACUGGUAUAAAGACCACUAUCAUAUCUACACCUUCAACAUCAACUCUAGUUCUGUGUCGCGUGUGACUGAAGGCAUGUACACCAUCAAGUACUACGAAGGGAUGAACGCGAAGGACCAUUCGGUAGAGCUGUGGGUGGAGGGUCACAACCCGUCAGUGGACUGGGGCAGCUACACCUGCCAGGCGGCCGACCACCACCACAAGACUGUCGCCCGCACUGUUGUCGCCGAUCUCGUCCCGCCCUUACAAGUGGAGGUGUUGCCCUAUGUCAUCAGAAUUGAAAAGAAUGGUAAUGCGACUCUUAGUUGUAACAUUAAGGGUGACUGGGAUGGUGGAAGGAACUACAAGUUCUCUUGGGUCGUCACCUCGAGAAAAGCCGUUGGGCAUUAUUUCCAUGAUGUCAGCAGUUGGAACAGAUCAAAUAUCUACAUUUACAAUAUACAGCAAUCGGUGAGUGUAAAAUGUGAAGUGAAAGUGAAAGAGAACUUGUGCAGUGACUCGGUGACCAACACCGGCUCGAAUUGUGUGAUGGUUCACAUUCUUCAGUUACAACAUUCACAUUGUCCACCAACUGCAUCGUACUCGACGUUCUGGCAAGCCACACCCGCAGACCAAACUGAUGAGACUGUGUGUCCUGAAGGCUUCGAGGGCAAGGCCAAACGGAAGUGCCAGCUUCUUUCCAAUCAGAGUGCCUCUUGGAGUACUCCAGAUUUUUCAGAUUGCUCAUACCGUCCACUGCUGAACAUCCUGCAGACCCCGGAGCUAGUUCUUCAGGCCAGAGGAUACGAGAUACGUGUGGAGGACGUCGCUGGUCUGGCCAGACAACUUCUGCAACUGCUGCAAGAGCGGGACACGAGGCUGUUACCGGGAGAGUGUACGGGGGUGCUGGCGGCGCUCGACACAGUGUUCAACCCAAGGAACAUGCCUGUGAACCUUGAUGUUUUUCUGUCAGUCAUGCAGCAGAUAAUGAAGAUGAUGAGGCAUACGUCUUGCGUGUCUGAUGUGUGGAAAUUAUAUGACUUGACUAAAUUGAAUAUCAUUAGCGUUCUGAAGCAUCCUCCUCCUCCUCCUCUGAAGACGACCUACCAUGUGGGGGACAUGGUGGCCAAGGUGGCAACACUCCAGCUUCAAAGUAAUGCCGACUUCGCUGUCGACUCGCCCUCUGAAUACAAAAGCAAAGCAAGGUAUUUGCGAGUGGACGUGACAGUUCUGGAGCAGACGGAAGAGCUGUCUAUUGGAGCGGUGAUGUACCUUCAUCCCAACAGCUUCGCGACGGGAAUGUCGAUGCUUGCAAGACCAAGUGUGACGAAUAUGCCUGAAGCCUUUGUCAUUUCCCCCGCUGUAGAGGUGGUGGGCUUGAAUCUGGUCAAUCACACACAGCCGCCUCUAAAUCACACCCUUGUCUCAACCCUCUCCUUCCUGGGCCUUGCCACACACGCGCCGGCAUCCAGAGUCAAUAUCACAAAUGACUAUGAAUGGACCCGCAAAUGUGGUGCAGCUGAGCUAGAAAACAACACAGUUGUGUGGUAUUUAAACAGAUGCACCACCAGCCACCAGGAUGGGAGUCGAGGCUCGUACAGGUGUGAGUGUCGAGGCCCGGGCCGGUUUGGUCUCGUCAGGUUCCUUUCCAAAGUCACAAAGCCCCAACUUCCUGAUCCAGCCUGGAAUUUGACAGUUGUGACAUCGGUAUGCAGUGUGUCGACAGUGGUGUUGAUUCUCCUUUGCUUGGUGGUCCGGCUUGCUAGAUCACGCACAGCCGGUGACGAGCGGUGUUCGGGCGUGAAGAACGCGCUUGACAGUUACCUGAAGAGAUUGCGGUACGGAGUCACUCUCAAUACACACCCGGAUGUAAAUGUUGAAACAGACCAGGAGCAAGAAACGCUGGAAAUUACUUCUAAUGAGGAUUAUUACUAUAACCCAAAGCGGAGAGGGUUGGUAAUGCCCGACAACACCAUCCGUAUAUGUGAACCUGUACACAAGAACGGAAAUGAGAUCAUUUUCAGUCGUACCUCUGAGCCGACACGCUGUUGUGCAGGUGGGAGCAACAGCAACAGAUCACAUCAACCCUUAAAUAACAACUUCCAGACUGUCCAAAGGAACGGUGUGCCCCGGGAACCCAUUGCGGUAUACAAUAACACGGAUAAUGUGUAUUUGGAUAUGGCUCCUAACCGAAAUCUUGUGAAAAAAGUGAUGAACAAGAGUGGCUGCUCGCAUAAUGUGCACAAGUAUGUAAAUGUAAGCAUCAACCAUUGUGGUGAGCCAGAAUCUUCACAUGUUAGUGAUGCUGCUUUGCAAAAAGAGAUGCCUUCUGCAGCUAGAAACCUUGUUACAGGGCCAACGAAUCCAUUUGGCUCUGAAACUCCCAGUAAGUCUGCAACGCGCCAAAGUGAGUCUCACUGGUAUUUACCCAUGACAGUGAAGAUGUCGAAGUGAUGAGAAAGAUUAGAUUCACAUCUGUGAAAAAUUAUGGCGUUUCAGUGAUUUACUGAAGUAAUAUUAAAGUUCUCUUGUAGAUUUGUUUUGAACUUGCAAUGUACAGAACAGUAUAUCUAUAAAGUAACAAUACCAUUAGAUAAACCAAUUUCCUGCUUUAUUAUUUCCCGUAUGGAAAUUUAUCACGGAAAAUAUUAAGUACUGCACUGUAUAUUGAACCAUUAAGUAGUUCAACAAUGAUUUGUGUGUGAAUUAUCAUACUAUAAAGAAAAGGAAAAACUUUUAUAAUUUUUUAAAAAUGAAAAUCGUAUAGAAACAUUCCAAGUGUACCGUAUUAUUUUAUUUCGCUAAGAUUCGCUUAGAAAUUAACACUGCUAAAUAACUCAUUCUUUAAGUUCGUAACCCAAGUUUUUGAAAAUAAUGUAGCUUACAAUAACGCAAGUAAACUGUUAUUUAUAUUCAUUAUAUAGAGCAAUAAUGUAAGCAUUUCAACAUUAUUUUGUCCCCCCAGCAGUGUAUAGCUUGGAAUUUUGUCCAUCCUAGCCUGAAAAUGUUAAGGCCUAGUGUCGAGCAGAUGGCAUAAAGCCUCUUGAUCAAGUAUGCUUUCACUACUAGAAACUUUCUCGGACAUAUCAUAACCACAGUAUGUUGUACUGUACACGUGAGGUUGUGAAUAAUUUGUAUAUUAAGUUUAUUUUGUAUACUGAAUAAUGCUUAGAACGGCCAAUUCGAGCAUUAAGUUUAACCAAAUAUUUCCAAAGUAGGUACUAAUAGGUUUGUUUAACAGUAAGUCAAAUUUUGAAACUAUAAUUUUUGUAAAAUGUUCUUGUGUGUAAUUGGGGCGUUAAAGCUCAUCAUUGUGGUUUAAUUUGAAAACUUGUUUGAAAUUUAUAUAACAAUUACUGUAUUGCAGAUAAGGUAUUUCAUAUUCAGUAGCCUGUAGAUAUAUAUUUAGUAUGACUAUUUAGUUUGAAAUAUAAUGAACUACAAAUACUGAAGAUAACAUGCUUUCAAAACAUACUCUAAAUGAGUAGUGAUAAUUUGUAAUUUUAUUAUAGUAUAAAAAGACCAUUUGUAGUGCAAAUAAAAGUACCUACAAGAA